AGUGGUGACUGUAACCAGACUUGCAGGGAGUCGCCGCUGAAGAGGGGCUGGACGCCCGGCGGGGACUGCAGGCCGCCCUGUGUCAUGAGGUCCAGGAGUUUGCGCCCCUUCGGGGGAACUCUCGGCUAACUUUGGCAUCAGGAGUCCUUUGCCAUCAGGACCUGGGAGUCGUGGAAGUGCCUGCCUAAGGCACCCCCUGUGGGCCUCAGCUUGCUCCCCGCUGGUGAGUGUGGGCCCUCCAGAGCGUGGCCGCUGUUCUAGGGAAGUGCAUGCUAUGCGCUGUCAGGGGGUUUGUGUUUACACCCUGGGUGUGUCUGCGUGGCUGUGUGUGUGCACGCGCACGCGCUGGCCCGUCUCAGGGUCGGGGUGGAUAAGCAAGGAGUUCAGGUCAGUAGGAGGAAGGAGAUUGUUCAGUGGGAAAAGGAAGGCGAGAUGAAAGCAGCAGGAAGUGGUACAAAAUGAGUUAACAAGCCUCGGUGCAGAGAGCAGCGGUGGGUUUAGGCAAAAAGAGGGCUGAAAGUAGGACAAGUCGGCCUGGAAGUUCCCUCUGGAUUGCCGUUCUCUCCCUGUUCCUCUGCCCCGGGGAUCACCUGCAAUUUGCUAGCAAACAAGACAGGCAUUACAUUGGAAUGCGGCAGUCUCCAGCACCAGCUGCUCAUGGUUUAGCUUGGGGGCCCGUGGAAUUUGGUUGCUGCCUGGAGUUUACACCUCGGCGAUGACUCAGGAUGCAGCCAGGGGCCACGACGUGCACGGAGGACCGCAUCCAGCAUGCCCUGGAGCGCUGUUUGCAUGGGCUCAGCCUCAGCCGCCGCUCCACUUCCUGGUCAGCUGGGCUGUGUCUGAACUGCUGGAGCCUGCAGGAGCUGGUCAGCAGGGACCCGGGCCACUUUCUCAUCCUCCUCGAGCAGAUCCUGAAGAAAACCCGAGAGGUCCAAGAAAAAGGCACCUAUGACCUCUUUGCCCCCCUGGCCCUGCUCUUCUACUCCACUGUCCUCUGUACGCCACACUUCCCGCCCGACUCAGAUCUCCUUCUGAAGGCAGCCAGAACCUACCACCGGUUCCUGACCUGGCCUCAUCCUUAUUGCAGCAUCUGCCAGGAACUGCUCACCUUUAUCGAUGCUGAACUCAAGGCUCCUGGAAUCUCCUACCAGAGGCUCGUGAGGGCUGAGCAGGGCCUGCCCACUAGGAGACACCGCAGUUCCACUGUCACCGUCCUGUUGCUGAACCCAGUGGAGGUGCAGGCCGAGUUCCUUGCCGUGGCCGACAAGCUGAGCACGCCCAGGCACUCGCCCCAUAGUGCCUACAUCACUCUGCUGCUGCACGCCUUCCAGGCCACGUUUGGGGCCCACUGCGACCUCCCGGGCCUGCACCACAGGCUGCAGUCCAAGACCCUGGAAGAGCUUGAGGACAUCUUCAUGGAGACCACAGAUGCCCAGGAGCUGGCAUCUCGCACCAGGGAUGCAGCUGAGGCCCGGCAGUGGCUCAGGACCAAGCUGCAGGAGGUGGGAGAACAAGCCGGCUUCCCUGGCAUCUUAGACACUGCGAACCCUGGCAAGCUCCACACCAUCCCCAUCCCUGUGGCCAGGUGCCACACCUACAGCUGGAGCCAGGACAGCUUUGACAUCCUGCAGGAAAUCCUGCUCAAGGAACAGGAGCUGCUCCAGCCAGGGGUCCUGGGGGACGAUGAGGAGGAGCAAGAAGAGGAGGACUUGGACACCGACGGGCACUGUGCCGAGAGGGACUCUCUGCUCUCCACCAGCUUGUCGGCCUUGCGAGACUCUGCCCUGUCGCUGGCCUCCUCCCAGGCCUCAGGGCCUGCCUUCUCCAGCCAGUUGCUGACUUCCUUCGUCUCUGGCCUCUCGGACGGCGUGGACAGUGGCUACCUGGAGGACAGCGAGGAGAGCUCCCCCGAGUGGCCCCGGAAGCCCGGCAGCCAGGAGCGCCGGGGCCACCGCAGGCCCGGGCGGAAAUUCAACCGGAUCUAUAAACUCUUCAAGAGCACCAGCCAGCUGAUGCUGCGGAGGGACUCGCGGAGCCUGGAGGGCGGCGCGGCUGAAGUCCUCCCGCUGCGGCGGGCGGAGAGCCUCUCCAGCCCCCUAGACUGCCUGGCCCUGCUCCCCACCCGCGCCCAGCGCUCCCGCUCCUUGCCCCAGUCCAAGCUCAGAGCGCAGGUGCCCCGCUGGCUCCUGGCUCCCGCCUCACGCCACCAGCCCCGCCGACCCUUCCUCAGCGGGGACGAGGACCCCAAGGCCUCCACGCUCCGUGUAGUGGUUUUUGGCUCCGAUCGGAUUUCGGGCAAGGUCGCACGGGCGUAUAGCAACCUGCGGCGGCUGGAGAAUAAUUGUCCACUCCUCACCCGGUUCUUCAAGCUGCAGUUCUUCUACGUACCUGUGAAGCGGCGCCAUGGGACGGGAUCCAGUGCUUCCCCAGCCCCUCCAAGCCAGACGCCCCCAGUCCCCACCGACUCCCCGAGGCACGCCAGCCCUGCAGAGCUGGGCUCGGUCUCCUGGGAGGAGAGCACCAAUGACAUCUCCCACUACCUCGGCAUGCUCGACCCCUGGUAUGAGCGCAAUGUGCUGGGCCUCAUGCACCUACCCCCUGAAGUCCUAUGCCAGCAGUCUCUGAAGCCUGAAUCGCGGCCCCUGGCGGGAUGCCCCGCCCAACUGCCCAUCCUGGCCGACAUGCUGCUCUACUACUGCCGCUUCGCCGCCCGGCCGGUGCUGUUGCAGGUCUACCAGACAGAGCUGACCUUCAGCACUGGGGAGAAGACCACGGAGAUCUUCAUCCAGUCCCUGGAGCUGGGGCACUCUGCUGCCACCCGAGCCAUCAAGGCUUCGGGUCCUGGCAGUAAGCGGCUGGGUAUCGAUGACGACCGGGAGGCCGUCCCUCUAACACUACAGAUUGUUUACAGCAAGGGGGCCAUCAGUGGACGGAGUCGCUGGAGCAAUAUGGAGAAGGUCUGUACCUCUGUCAACCUCAGCAAGGCCUGCCGGAAGCUGGAGGAGCUAGACUCCAACAUGGAGGCCCUGACGCUAACCCUGACAGAAGUGGUAAAGAGGCAGAAUCCCAAAUCCAAGAAGGGCUUCAAUCAGAUCAGCAUAUCACAGAUCAAAGUGGACAAGGUUCAGAUCAUCGGCUCCAACAGCUGCCCCUUUGCAGUGUGUCUGGACCAGGAUGAGAGGAAGGUCCUGCAGAGUGUGGUCAGGUGUGAGAUCUCACCCUGCUACAAGCCAGAGAAGAGCAGCCUCCGCCCACCACGUCAGAGGCCCCCCUACCCACUGGCCCAGGCUGCACCCGACCUCUGCUCCCUCCUCUGCCUGCCCAUCAUGACUUUCAGCGGACCUCUGCCCUAGCACUGUCCUGGUGCCAGGCUGGACAGGAAGCCCUGGGGCAGCCUUCCCUGAGCCCCCACUUUCCACCAUCCACAGUUGGUGCUGAGGGUCUUGCUCCCUGUGGAGAACUGGGUGGCCCUGUACUGGGCCAGGGUCCUGCUGUGGGCCCUGCAACAGGCAGGGGGCAGGGAGUAAAUGGUUUCUGGAGCCUCAGGCUUUGGGGCUCUCCUUGAAAAGAACCUUGCACUGGGGAGAGAGAGGUUUGCCCACACAGCCCCUUAGAUUCCUCGAGGUAGAUGGAAAGGGAUAGGUGGGCUGACCUCCACCCACUAACAUGGGCUGGGAUUCUUUCUAGAGGAAAGAUCUGAGGCUCUGGGGCAUGGUUUAGGCCUCCUCUUCCAACUCUUGGCUGGGCCCACCUCUUAUUUUGUCAAAGACUUGGGGAACCCUUUGUGUCUUGAAUUCUGUCCUCUCUUCCCUAGGACUCAGAUGGUAGAAAGUUUGACAAGAUUUUUCUUUCCUAAUGUUCAAUACCUCUUUCUCUCUCACACACAUACAUGGACGCACACACAGACUGACACAUACACACAUAAUAUACACACACACACAGUUUCUCUCUCUCGUGUUCCCUGGGUCUUCUGAAAAACAGCACUAACACUUUACAUGUCUACUGUCAGGAUCUGGUACAGAUUCCCUCUUGAAGCCCUUUCUGGAUCUAUCUCUUGGGAGAAGGAACAGGCUUAAAUUCAGUAGUGGUUCAGUUACUUUCUAGCUAAAUGACCAGAAGGAAGUUAAUUAGCUCCUUUCCUCAGCACUAAAAUGGGGGAAAUAAAAAUCUCCUUAAAUGGUGGAAAAAAGUCCCUAGGUAGCGCAAACUAUUUGCACUCGGCUGCUAACUGAGAGGUUAGCAGUUCAAACCUGCUCAAUGGCACCACAGAAGAAAGGCCUGGCGAUCUGCUUUCAUAAAGAUUAUAGCCAAGAAAACCCUAUGGAGCAGUUCUACUCUGUAACACAUGGGGUUACCAUGGGUCAGAACCCCCUUGACAGCAAUAGGUUGGGUUUGAUUUUUGGAAAGGGUUGGAAAGGGAUUGUCUGCAGAGUACCUAGCCCAGUGCCUAGCUUACAGGAAGGGCUCAGUAAAGAUUAGUGGCCUUACCCUCUGAAUGCUGGUUCCCUCUGUCUUGGCCACAUGAUACUCUCAUUGUCUCUGGGAUGCUCUUCAUUCACUCCUUUUCAUUUCACUGAUGAGGGAGAACCAAGACUGAGGGGGUGAGCAGUGAUCACUUUACCAUCCGAAGGAGGAAUUAUCUUCGUUGGGGUGAUGAGGGUUGCUCAGGUGCCCCCAGCCUUCAAUCCUUCUCUACCAGGUAGGCCCCAGAAUGCCCCACACCCACCUCACUCCUUGGACUGGUGCACAUUGUAUGCAGACUCAUCCAUCCCCAAAAGUUCACUGGUGCUAUUCUGGUGCCUAGGCAAGACCGUAGAGGAUGGAAGGCCUGGCCUCAAAGAGCUUUGUGCCUGGUUGGGGGAAAUGGAACUCAUGCUUGGGAAAUGACCAUCGCGUGGUAGAACGUGAGCCUGACAUUGAAUCUGCCAGAUUGGAAUGGUUUGAGAAAUUGGAAGCAAAUGGGAGCUAGGAUGAUAGGGCAGGAUUUGAGGCCAGGAUUUGGGCUGGUAGAGGUGGGGAAAGUAGUCAUGGAAGCAUAAAAUUGUCUCCUGCACAGAGCCCUUCCUUUUCCUCCUUUCCUGGCUUUUUCCUGCUGCAAAGGUCUUGGGCUUCUAGGAGCCCAUGAAAUCCCAGCCCAGAGUGCUCAUACUUGAGAGCAGUGGACAGAGCCAGCUCCUACCCUGUAUCACCAUUCCUCCCCUGUCCUAACCAUCCGUACUUGUUCCAGGCUCCGGAAGAGUGGUCAGCCCUGUACCUUUGAUAUUUUUUUGUUGUGUGGAUUGGUUGUCUUGCUACAUGUUCAGCAGAUAUCCAAAAAUAAACUAAGGGAAUUUAAUAUUAUUGUGAAAUAAAACAUGAUUAGCCUUGUGUUCAAUUACCUACAGUUAUUUUGCUGCAUGACAAUUAACUACUAGGUGGAUGGUUUACAUAAAUCACUUCACAUACAGCUGAAGUAAGCUUCUUGGGAGAUUAUUUUGUUUAUCUUUUUUGUAAUUUUCCACUCUAUA
Molecule: messenger RNA, 5507 nt
Organism: Trichechus manatus latirostris (Florida manatee)
Lineage: Eukaryota; Metazoa; Chordata; Mammalia; Sirenia; Trichechidae
Gene: PIK3R5
Product: phosphoinositide-3-kinase regulatory subunit 5
Exons: 21
Coding region: 726-3353 (875 amino acids)
Biological process (GO): positive regulation of MAP kinase activity; G protein-coupled receptor signaling pathway
Cellular component (GO): phosphatidylinositol 3-kinase complex, class IB
Molecular function (GO): 1-phosphatidylinositol-3-kinase regulator activity
Source: RefSeq, a predicted model, not a curated record